This is a messenger RNA of Capsicum annuum, 2273 nucleotides long. RefSeq names its product protein NRT1/ PTR FAMILY 2.13. The transcript has 4 exons. Gene Ontology annotation, biological process: transmembrane transport; oligopeptide transport. The record is from RefSeq and is a predicted model, not a curated record. Gene Ontology annotation, cellular component: plasma membrane. Gene Ontology annotation, molecular function: transmembrane transporter activity. Lineage: Eukaryota; Viridiplantae; Streptophyta; Magnoliopsida; Solanales; Solanaceae. The coding region runs from base 274 to 2094 and encodes 606 amino acids.
AUAAAUAUCAGUCUACCUUACUCAAUAUACGUAAGCCACACCAUCAUUUUAUCUCCAUAUGUUUGUACCUUCCACAUGUCUAAAAUCCAUACACGCUAUUGAAUACUAGUAGCAAUACUGCAUAUAGUUGUCUACUCUAAGUUUGUCUAUAAAUACUAACAAGAACAAGUAGUCAUCAAUUGAAAGAAGAAAUUGUAAGUGUUACAAUUCCUUAAGAAAAAUACAAGAAGAAGAAAAUUAAGAAAUUAAAAACUAUAGGGUAUUAUUAUUAUUAUGGAGGACAAGAAAAAUAAUACGUCUUUAUCUUUGUCCUUCCCCUCGCCUGAAAAUGCCGUUUACGAUGAGGAAAAACAGAGCCCCGGCAGUGAUUCUCCAGCCAAAACAGGCCGGAGAAAGCCUGGUGGAUGGAGGGCUAUGCCUUAUGUUCUAGGAAAUGAGACAUUUGAGAGGUUGGCAGGAAUGGGGCUACUGGCAAAUUUCAUGCAGUUUUUAUUAACAGUGUUUCAUUUGGACCUUGUGUCUGCCACCAAUUUUCUUAAUAUAUGGUCUGGUGUUACUAGUUUCAUACCAUUGCUUGGGGCUUUCAUUUCCGAUGCAUAUAUUGGACGAUUUUGGACUAUUGCCAUUGCCUCCAUUUUUGAAAUGAUGGGAAUGUUUACAUUGACCUUGAUACCUUGGUUACCUCAGUUGCACCCUCCUCCUUGCAAAGUGGGCCAACAAUGCAAGACUGCCAAUAAGUCACAAAUGGGCUUUCUAGCAAUGGGAUUAGGAUUUUUGACCAUUGGAUCUGGUGGAAUAAGGCCUUGUAGCAUCCCAUUUGGUGUGGAUCAAUUUGAUUCAACAACAGAUGAAGGAAGAAAAGGAAUUGCUAGCUUCUUUAAUUGGUAUUAUGCUUCAUUUACAGUGGUCCUGAUUAUUGCACUUACUCUUGUGGUAUAUAUUCAAGAUUCAGUGAGUUGGGUAAUUGGAUUUGGUAUCCCUACGAUACUCAUGUUCGUGUCUCUCAUUUUAUUUUUCGUUGGGACGAAAGUGUAUGUUUAUGUCAAGCCCGAAGGAAGUAUUUUCACGAGCAUUGUUCAGGUUUUUGUGGCGACUCACAAGAAACGCAAGCUUAAGCUUCCAGAUGAGCGUGAGAGUAAUGGGGUCUUUUAUGAUCCCCCGUUACCGGAAGGGUCCAUUGUGAAAAAACUCCCUUUAACCAAUAAAUACAGGUCAUUGAACAAAGCAGCUAUAGUGAUGGAGGAUGAAAUUAACACUGAUGGUACUUGUUCAAACAAAUGGAGACUAUGCAGUAUCCAACAAAUUGAAGAAGUAAAAUGCCUUCUCAAAAUAAUUCCAGUAUGGUCAACAGGAAUUAUUUGUUUCACAGCCAUGGCACAACAGGGCACAUUCACAAUGUCACAAGCACUAAAAAUGAAUCGUCAUCUCGGCCCCAAAUUUCAAAUUCCAGCCGGUUCACUCUCUAUUAUAUCGAUGAUCACAGUAGGAAUGUGGAUACCAAUCUACGACCGACUUAUCGUUCCAUCCCUUAGAAAAGUCACACGAAUUGAAGGUGGGAUCACAUUGUUACAAAGAAUUGGAAUUGGUAUGGUUUUCUCGAUUUUGUCAAUGGUUGUAGCUGGGCUAAUUGAAAAGGUACGAAGAAAUUCUGCUAUAAUGCACAAUAGUCCUGAUGGAAUUGCACCUAUUACAGUCAUGUGGUUAGCUCCACAACUAAUAUUCAUGGGAUUUGCUGAGGCUUUUAACAUUAUUGGUCAGAUCGAGUUUUACAAUAAGGAGUUUCCUGAAAAUAUGAGCAGUGUGGCUAAUUCUUUGUUUUCUUGCACAAUGGCCGGUGCAAGUUAUUUAAGCACUUUAUUAGUGAACGUUUUACAUGAAACUACAGGAAGACAUGGACAUCCAGAUUGGUUAACCAAGGAUAUUAACCAAGGCCGAGUAGAGAAUUACUACUACCUUAUUGCAGUAUUAGGAGUUCUAAAUUUAUUAUACUUUAUAUAUAUUGCUCGUCGAUAUCAGUACAAGACUAGAUUAGUAGUUGAUGAUGAAGUUAAGCCUUAUUCUGAAGUUCAUGAACUUCAUGACAUGAAGUAUUAAGCAAAUUGUGCUUAAUUAGCUGCAUAUUAGUGCAUCUAGAAACUUGAUUAAUUAGUAUAUAUAGUACUUAGUUAACUAUUGAAUAUGCCUAAGUUAAUGUUCAGUCCUGGAUAAGAGAUGUAUGAAAGUGUAUAAUCAUCAAUAUGUAUAACAAUAAAGAAGAAUGUUCAACCUGCUGA